CUUAAAUCUAUUUCCCUGUGGAGAGAAAUAGAUGACUUAUCAUGCAGAUAUGGAGAGCUUAUUAUUGUGUGUUGAGAUCUCAAUAGAUUCUUACAUGAGUACGGACAGAACACAUUGCGUGGAUAUCCGAUGGCCUUGGUUUGAAUAUUGCAACAGUGGAAUGUUUAAGGCUGAGGGCAGCGACGGUGACUCGGAGGCGUGCCUAGCGAUGCAGCAGAUGGGGCAGGCCAUGCGCAGCUACCAGGCCAGCCUGCUGACGCCGCCUCGCCCGCCCAAGAGCGGCCACUCUCCCAGCAGGGAGCACAGCGGCUGCGGCCCGCUGGAGCAGCAGCAGCAGCAGCGGGAGGAGGUUCCAGCAGACAGGAUGGAGGGGCAGGAGCCUCCGAAACUGGAGCAGCAACAGGAAGAGCUUCCACAAGUGGGCAAGGAGAAGCAGCCGGAAGCUGCUGCCUGCCCACCGCUGCAACUGCCGCCGAGGCCGUCCCCGCUGUCCAGCCCCUACGUCGACCUCAUGGACAAGCUCUUGAGCAAAAUAAUAUGA
Molecule: messenger RNA, 541 nt
Organism: Schistocerca gregaria
Lineage: Eukaryota; Metazoa; Arthropoda; Insecta; Orthoptera; Acrididae
Product: probable serine/threonine-protein kinase tsuA
Exons: 3
Coding region: 32-541 (169 amino acids)
Source: RefSeq, a predicted model, not a curated record